Helicoverpa zea (corn earworm) is the source of this 1803-nucleotide messenger RNA. RefSeq names its product glycine-rich cell wall structural protein-like. Lineage: Eukaryota; Metazoa; Arthropoda; Insecta; Lepidoptera; Noctuidae. The coding region runs from base 75 to 1676 and encodes 533 amino acids. The transcript is spliced from 3 exons. The record is from RefSeq and is a predicted model, not a curated record.
GUAGUUUCGUUCGUUCCGUCGGCAUCUGGAGUAGCGAGGAGGCGGACUAGCAGCACCUUCACUCCCCACGCACCAUGGCUUCCCGAUUAGCCCUGAGCUGCUUUCUACUGACUUGCGUUGGCGUCUGCCUGGCGACUUUUGGACAUGAACAUGUUCAUAUUCGGGUGCAUAUACCUGAAGAGCAUCACUCUUCCAAAGAGGUGGUGAUACAUGAGAGCCAUGACGAGCACGGUCACGGCGGCGGCGGCGGCGGCGGCUACGGCGGAGGCGGCGGCGGCGGGCACGGGGGCGGCUAUGGCGGAGGCGGCGGCGGGGGUCACGGCGGAUCCUUCGUCGAACAUCUACACGGAGGGUUCGCCGAUUACUUGAAAGGCGGCGGAGGCCACGGCGGCGGCGGCGGCGGCCAUGGCGGCCACGGCGGUGGCUACGGCGGCGGCGGCGGCGGCGGUGGCGGAUUCGGCGGUGGUCACGGCGGUGGCCACGGAGGACAUGACUUUGGCGGAGGUCACGGAGGAUUCGACUUAGGCGGCCAUGGAGGCGGUGACUUCGGAGGUCACGGUGGCGGAGACUUUGGAGGACAUGGCGGCGGUGAUUUCGGUGGACAUGGCGGUGGUGAUAUCGGCGGUGGACACGGCGGUGGUCACGGCGGUGGUUUAGGUGGAGGUUUCGGGGGUGGCCACGGAGGAAGCUUCGGCGGUGACCACGGCGGCGGCCACGAUGACCACGGCCACAGUGGCGGCCUCGGCGGUGGAUUCGGAGGUGGUUUCGGAGGUGGAUAUGGAGGCGGUCACGGAGGCGGCGGCGGCGGCGGUGGCCACGACGAACACGAUCACGGUGGCGGCUUUGGAGGUGGAUUCGGAGGCGGAUUUGGCGGUGGAUUCGGUGGUGGCCACGGAGGUGGUGGCGGCCACGACGAACAUGAUCACGGUGGUUCCAUUGGCGGUGGAUUUGGCGGUGGUUUCGGCGGUGGUUUUGGCGGUGGCCAUGGAGGAUCAGGUGGCGGCCACGGAGGCGGAUUCAGUGCCAGUUUCGGAGGAUUCGGAGGCGGACAUGGAGGUGGCCACGAUGAUCACGGCAGCAGCUUCUCUGGUGGCCACGAUAGCUACAGUGGAGGUGGCGGAGGAGGAUAUUCAUCUGGAGGACACGGCAGUUCCGGAUUAGGAAGCUUCGGCAGCUUCGGCGGCGGCGGUGGUCAUGACAGCUACAGCAUCGGAGGAGGUCACGGCGGUGGUGGCGGUGGAGGUGGCCAUGACAGUUACAGUAUCGGAGGUCACGGAGGUGGUGGCGGCGGAGGAGGUCACGACAGUUAUAGCAUCGGAGGCCACGGAGGCGGCGGCGGCGGUGGAGGCCAUGACAGUUACUCCAGUGUAAGCUUCGACUCCUUCGGAGGAGGUGGCGGCGGCCACGGUGGAGGCCACGGCGGCGGUGACAGUUACAGCCUCGGCGGAGGUGGCAGUCACGGAGGCGGUGGAUUUGGAGGUGGUGAUAGCUACAGUGUUGGAUUUGGAGGGCACGGGUCCGGAGGUGACCAUGGAGGCGGUGGCCAUGGAGGGUUCAGCCUGGGAGACAUCGGGGGAGGCCACGGUGGCCAUGGAGGCGGGGGUUUCGGAGGUGAUAGUUACACGAACGCCAUAGGAGCCGGCCACGGCGGCGGCCCCUACCACAAACGGAAGUAAACCUCCGUAGUAUUAAUAAACCAACUAAGUCAUAGUCCUCAGACGCCGAUGGAUAUUGUAUCCAGUGCUAUAUAGUACAAGUUUUGUUAUUGUAAAUAGGUCGUAGGAUAAGUUAUUGUUGAUUGUU